AUGUUCAUGUACCAGCCUGGAAUUUUAAGAUUACGCAUACCUUACCCCUAAGAGACCGUUUCAGAUAGAUUCUCAGCUCAAGGCAGUAUAUAGAAAGAAAUAACGUAAAUGAAGUAGUCAUGACAAAAUAUUAUAGACAACCUGACAAAUCAUCCUGAACAGUAAUGAUAAAUGACUUAUAGAAUGGGAUGGUUCAUGGCUUGGAGUUGACAACUGACUCUGUCAAAGUCAAUGUAAUUUUAAUAGAACUAAUGAAAUACUUCAUCAAGAGUUUUUGAAAUUUCCUAUAUAAUGUUUCAUCCAAACGAAAGUGAAAUGCACACAAGAACAUAUGUAAUUUGGAGUUUUUUGAAUGAUGGAUCGCGAAAAUAUUAUGCAAGCAGCUCAGAUACAUUUAGUUGUUGCAACUCUAAUAAUGACAGUCACCUUCACUGCUGGUUUCACAUCUCCAGGAGGUUUUGACAACGAUAUUGACAGCACUAAUAAAGGGAUGGCGAUUCUACUAAGGAGAAGUGCAUUUCGUGCAUUUGUUGUUACUGAUGCCAUCGCGUUUACAUCAUCAGCUGUAGCUGUAUUCACUUACUUCGCGAUGGCAGCAAGUGUAAUAUCUGUAACAGAGUUGCCAGUUGUGAUGAGGCUUUAUAAGUUUGCAACCUUUUUGCAGCUUGUGGCAAUGUCAGCUGUUGUGAUUGCAUUUGUAACUGGUAUGUAUGCUACUUUAGCACAUUCAGUUGGUCUUGCUGUUACUGUCUGUGUCAUCGGUUGCAUAUCUUUUGUUAUGUGCUUGUGGGUUACUUAUGUUCUUGGAAGCAAGGCAUAGAGGAAGAACACGAUGUAGAGAGUGAGAGACAUCGUGAUCAAU
Solanum pennellii is the source of this 862-nucleotide messenger RNA. Its product is annotated as protein ACCELERATED CELL DEATH 6-like. Lineage: Eukaryota; Viridiplantae; Streptophyta; Magnoliopsida; Solanales; Solanaceae. Bases 353 to 820 code for a protein of 155 amino acids. The transcript has a single exon. Gene Ontology annotation, cellular component: plasma membrane. Gene Ontology annotation, molecular function: protein phosphatase 1 binding; protein phosphatase regulator activity. The record is from RefSeq and is a predicted model, not a curated record.